Zerene cesonia (dogface butterfly) is the source of this 2576-nucleotide messenger RNA. RefSeq lists its product as uncharacterized. Lineage: Eukaryota; Metazoa; Arthropoda; Insecta; Lepidoptera; Pieridae. The coding region runs from base 1 to 2178 and encodes 725 amino acids. The record is from RefSeq and is a predicted model, not a curated record. The transcript is spliced from 7 exons.
AUGCCUACAAUGAUAAGUAAUGCCGGCGGCAAAAAUAUACGAAGCGUGGUUAUCCACAAUAUUAGUAACAAAGAGAUAAAAAAAUUCGACUACGUAGUAGAGCUAUGUCAAUACAAAACAAAAUGCUACCAAUGUCAAAAAACAAUACAAUGUAUCCGCAAUUUAUUGGAUAAUGUAAAUGUUAUAAGGAAAAAUGAAGUAUUAGCUGUAUGUGAACAUUGUAAAAAAUCUAAUUUUAAAAACAAAUGUAAGAGAUGCUUAUAUUUAUUGGAGAAGUUUAUACUGUGUAGAGUAAAACAAAAUGAAAGCCGCCUAGAUGCGUACAGGACGUGGUGGUGUUCUGUAAAGCAUUUGUUGCAAUCCUUGGUACAGACUCAGAACAUAUGCGGAAACAGACUAAGUUUUGAUCAAUGCUCAGAAAUUGAGCUUCAGCAACUUGUUAGCUUAAUAAAAUCACCGUCGCCUACAACAUCUCCUCGUAUAGAUAAUGUUUCGCUUGAUGCUGAAUUGGAAAAGUCAUCGACGAAUGCACUUGAAGUAGAAAAUAAGCACACAUUGCUAGAAAUGAUGGAUGACCUGACUAUUUGCAAAGAAGUCACAUCUGCAGAGGAGGAAACCCCUUGUAUGUGUAGAUAUUUUGUGGAGCACAAAAAGGAUUUUCAACCGAAAGUUUCUUUAGAGAUGCCCCUUGUCAAAGAUAUCCCGUGUCCGCCGUGUACGCAGAAGAAAUCAUCAACUCCACAAGUAUGUAUAACAAAAACUAUUAAAAAGGUCACGAAAACAUCGGCUAAAACGAUUUCUGACGAUCGUACUAUAUUGCGAUUGAUCAAAGAAAGGAAGACUAAAAAGAAACAUGCAAAGGCGGAUGAAAUAAAACUUCCUCAGAUUGAUAGUCUUCCGGCUCUUCCUCAGAAAAAAAAGCAAGUAGUUCACGAAGAUUCAGAAAGUAUUUUAGAGUGCGCUCCGGAACAUUCUGAACGGAAUGAAAUGAUUCGUGGUACAAAAAUAGUACAUUUAGAUCCAAACUAUAAAAUGACUAAACCUUCAAUUGAACCCUUACUGUUUAGAAAACAAUAUAAUUAUGCAAUUCCAUAUGAGGAGCCUCCUCAACAAAUAGAUGCUACAUUAUUAGAAGAGAAGGAAAUGCCCUCUAAGGUAUGUGAACUUAGGUCAAAACUUAAGAUAAUGUGUUGUGAUAGCGAAUGGAUCCCUCAAUCUUUUUAUUUGGGCAUAAUAAGAUACGUGCUUUCAAAUAGAGAAUUUAUAGAUAAAGGCUGGACUAAAUUGCCGAUAAUAAAAAUAAUGCGAAAGAUGAAUAUUUACAAAAUGAUACCUGCAUAUCCACAAUUUGAUUGGUUUAAGAAUCAUUGUAAAGAAAGAGUUUUAUUUUAUGAUUCUGGUGAAGUAUUAGCAGAGAUUUAUGAAAAUGGUUGUGGGAAAUGGUUUUACAGAAAUGGGCUGAUUGCCUUAGAUUAUUUUAAUAGUGAAGAAAUAAAUGUCAAGCAAAGAUACAUUAUUUAUGGCUGUAACGAUGAAUUCAAAUUUAAUACAAAAAGGCCAGUUACAGUUUUAGCCUGUUUUGACCACUUGGGACAUGGGAUUGUGUUUGAUCACACUGGCAAAGUAAGGUUGAAGUAUAACCAAUCUGAAGGUAUAAUUAUUGAUGAGAAAAUUGCGCCACCAAGCCGUUGGAAAUGGCAUACAUUAAAUGAUCCACCAGUUUUAGAAAACGCCUACAUUGACAACAAGGUAAAAUUCAAUCAAGAUAAACGAAAUUUGCUGUCUGUACAUUUGUCGGACAGUGAAGAGAAUAUAAAACCCAUGAAUGAGGAAAUGCUGGUCAUUGAGUUUGAAAAUUUUGUUAAAGCAAAGGCUGCUAAAAUGUUGCAACAAUUUAAGCCGUUCCAAAUAAGAAUGAAAGUAGUUAAAAUAAAUGACUUCUUUUCUCUAAGAGUCAUUGAUCAAGCAAAUAUUUACAUAUUAUAUAGAACUGGUCACAUAAGUUUAAAGUUAAAUAUUGGAAUGCAUUUGAAGAGUGAUGAAAUAAUUGAUACCGAGAUAGUUGAAAUUUCAGAGGUCUCAACACCAUAUGAUUCAGAUAUUUCAAUGUCUAAGAGUGUAACUGAUAUACAGAAAAUAUUAGAAAAUGCAAAAAAUUUUUACAAAUCUCGUAAAUAAAUGUUGAUUGUCAAGAAUGGGCUAGCAUACCUUUUUUGUUGCACAUAAUAUAUCGGAAUUUCAUUUUUUUUUUAUCUUUUAGUACUGUGUAUCUUAAUUUUCCCUUUGUAAGUUAAGAUUAAGUUACAAAUAAACAUUUGUUCACUGAAAGUUUCAUUAUUUUUGAAGAAGACUAAGUCAUAAAAUACAUGCAACAUUAUUUAUUUUACAAGAAUAGUCAAAGGACCCAUACUUUACACUUGAAUUAGUUUGGUGCUUAUAACUAACUGAAUAAAUAUUAUAAGUAGUAUAACCAAUUUUUAUACUAUGUUUUUUACUUUCUAUAUUUAGAAAUAUAAAGUCAGAAAUAUAUGUGUAAGGGCCUGUUUUAAAGUGUAAUAAUUAAAUUACAGUACCUC